UUAGGUUGACGUGGACGCCCCCGAUUUUACGUCAAACACACUACUAACCAAUGAUAUUACCACGUUUUCUAUCUCUGGUUACUAUGCGACGGACUGUAUGCUUGUGCUGCUAGGAGGAAGAGUUGAGGCAGUGUGAAACAUGGAGAAUUGAUUAAGCUGAAAACAAACAAGUGUUGAGAGCUCAACGCAUUAUUUUUGUUGAUUACUUGUUCUCUGCAAUGGUGAAGUUAAGAGCAAGAUGCAUUCUCGUUGGGGAUGCUGCUGUAGGGAAAAGUGCCUUGUCCCAGAUGUUCCGGAGCGACGGCGCCCAUUUCCAGAAAAUCUAUUCUAUGACAGCUGGAGUGGAACUGCUGACCAAGUCUGUGAACGUCCCUAACACCAGUGACAGUGUGGAGCUGUACAUCUUUGACUCGCCCGGGAGAGAAAUCUUCGCGGAGGCCUCUGAGAAAAUGUGGGGGCAGCCCUCCGUGAUGUGUCUGGUGUUUGACAUCAGCAGCGAGGCGUCCUUCAGUAGCUGUGGCCGCUGGCUGGAGCGCGUCAGGGCCCACUGUCAGGGCCUCCAGGUGCCGGGGGUGCUGGUGGGAAACAAAUCGGACCUGUCCUCACGAAGAGAGGUGGAGACGGCCACGGCCCAGGAGUGGGCUCAGAGCCAGGGGAUGGAGUACUUUGAGACGUCCGCCAAAGAGAUGGAGAGCUGUGAUGCCCCUUUCAUCUGUCUGGCUCAGGCCUUUCACACUCUUUAUCAGGACCGGCUGAACACCAUCCAGAGUAUAGUCUCUCCCUGAGCAUGCUCUGAGUAUGAUCACACAGUAUAUACUUACUCACUCACUUACGUAUUUAUUUUUGUAAUGAAAGUGGCUAAAGUUGUCAUUAUAUAUACUACAUUAUAUAACAGCAAUGUAUUUUUUAUUAUAUACAUAAUUGUGUGCUCUGUCAGAUGUGUCUUUUUUCCUGUUUGAUUUUACUAUAACUACAGUUCUGACAACCAAUUAAAGGUUUACUUUUUCUA
Messenger RNA from Clupea harengus (Atlantic herring), 1009 nucleotides. RefSeq names its product intraflagellar transport 27 homolog (Chlamydomonas) (gene ift27). The record is from RefSeq and is a predicted model, not a curated record. Gene Ontology annotation, molecular function: GTP binding; GTPase activity. NCBI's taxonomy places the organism in Eukaryota, Metazoa, Chordata, Actinopteri, Clupeiformes, Clupeidae.